Messenger RNA from Toxotes jaculatrix (banded archerfish), 2407 nucleotides. RefSeq lists its product as uncharacterized. Lineage: Eukaryota; Metazoa; Chordata; Actinopteri; Toxotidae. The coding region runs from base 132 to 1187 and encodes 351 amino acids. The transcript has 6 exons. The record is from RefSeq and is a predicted model, not a curated record.
UUCAAAGGCAAGGAGGAGGAGCUGUGACCUGAGUGUGAGGAAAGCGAAGGGGAAGUUAUAAACACUGUGGUUGGACUGACCUGUUCAUUUAUUUUCAUUUGCUUUUUUGUUUGUUGCUCGUAAUUUUCAUCAUGAUAAAAAUCUACAUUUAUUCUUGUCUUCUUUCAGCUCUGACUAUUGUGGAGGUGAAGACUCUCUCCAGAAAUGGCCAUGUUGGGAAAAGUGUGACAUUCAUUUGCUCAGACUGGAACGUUUGGACUAAUACAGAAAAUAAUGUUAAGUAUCUUUGUCAAAGUCCAUGCUCAAAAGACAAAGACAUCAUCAUCAAAGCAGCAUUUGGAAAGACUGAACGUAAGGACAGAAUAUACUUAACUAACACACGACAAGGUUUAAAUGUGACCUUCACUAAUCUUCAAAUGUCAGACUCCAAAAAAUAUAUUUGUGGAUUGGAGAGAUUUGGCUCUGAUUCAUAUAUAGAUAUGCAUCUUCAAGUUAUAGAUGAUCCCACAACAACUGCUAAAAGUACCACUGUUGGGUCUACGGUGCCACUGUCUGUUCUGAGCAACUUCAUUAUGUCUUCAAGCACCUCGGAUAUUAUUACUGACAUGUUUACGUCGUACACCACCCUUCAUACAACAACAGCUACUGGAUCAACAACAGCAGGAGCCGGAAGUGUACCAUAUUUAAUUAUAGGUUCCACUGUUAUAAUAACCAUACUGAUGGUCCUAAUGAAGCUUAUGAGGAAGAUGAUGAAGAAACAACAGACGUCAAGUUCUGAUGGUCAACAAGAGGACACACAAGGGGAAGCUGGAUAUGAUGAAGUCAGAAUUGAAGACCACCAACCUGAGAGCCCACCUUUAGCUGCCUAUGCUCUCCACGUCUUUACUGACACUGAUCCAGACAAUCUCUAUGCUAAUUGUUACUACCACCAAGACACUGAAUUAGCAGCUGAGAGUGCCAAGCAUUCAAAAAACGUUUCUUUAAAUUCAGCAUCCAAGUCUGAGGUCAAUCCAAGAAGGGCAUGUGCAGAUAACGGAGUCACAGAUCCCCGGAGUGACUUGGUGUACUCUGUUGCUCAACUACCCAAACAGCAAACCGAACCCACUGGGAAAUAUGAACCAAAUCAAUCUGAAAGUAAUGACGGUGAAUCUCUCUAUUUCCUAGCUCAGCCACCACAGGUAAGCUGAAGGUGGCUACUGUGAUCAAAAUGGAUAAAAAGGCACUUUCUUCUAUCAUAUAUAAUUUUUUAAACGUAAAUGUAGUGAUAUAAUGUUUGUAAUGUAAUGUUUUAGCUGUUCUGUGAUUUUGCAUGGUUCUGUGAAUGAGGAACAAGUGUUGUAACCAUCGAACAGUCCUUUGAAGUGGUGAGGACUGUCCCAAAUGUCCUCAUAAUACACGUCUUCACCAUAGUUUUAAUUUUAGUUUUUCAUCUUAGUUUUAAAACUUAGAGUAGUUUUCACAAAGUUAGCCAUGCAACCCCACACACAAAACAAUAAACAAAGCAGAAAGGAAAGAUAAGAGAAAUAAGAUAAGAAUUUAUUGAUCCCACAGCGGGGAAAUUUACUUGUUAGGUGGCUCACAAGAAAAACAGUAAAAAAGGAUAAAGUGCAGAAAAAGAAGAAGAGUGUAUGGAAUAUAAAUACAAAAAAAAUGUGCAAAAAAAAAAAGAAAAAAAGAGGAAGCUUAAUAGCAUGUAGGUCAACAGGAAAUCGAUGCAGCUGAAUGCAAUGUCACUGCCAUGACUCACUUCUCCGAAACCCCCACAUUAAGUCCACUGAUCAAAAGGACCAGAUAGGCUGUUACAUAGAAUAUGUUCUGAGGUAACCCAUAGAAGCGUCACAUGAAACAGUGCCACUAUGGCAGACGUACUGGAUGUUCAUUGACAUGGUUACUGCACAGUCACAGUUUUGUUAAGUUUUGUUUAGGCACAAAAACAACUUGGUUGGGUUUAAGGGGAAGAGCUCCAAAUGCCAAUCAAGUACUAUUCAAAUGUGAAGUACUUUCAGCCCACUUCAGUUUCUCUUUUUGAAACCAAUAAUCCUCAGAUGUACUGUAAUGUAAAGGGUUUUUUUGUGUGCGUGCGUGCAUGCUUGCGUGCAUGUGUGCAUGUGUUUCUUUCUUUUUCAAGUUUUACUACAUUAGCUGGUCGUUUUUUUAAAUUGGUGUCUUUUUAUUUCACUAUUCAUUACAUUCUGACUCAGUAGAGUACAAUAAUUUUGAAAGCGUAAUAGUUUUUUAGUUUAGAAAUUGUUUUGUGAAACGCUUUGAUUCGCAUCUCUGUAUGAAGUUUGCAGUACAAAUAACGUUAUUGAAUAAGCUGUUCAGAGAAUUGUGAGGUUUGGUUUUUGUACUUGAUGAAAAUUUGAUUUGACUUGCACAUUUAAUAAAUCUGAGAGUUAAUUGUCAA